AUGUCUGGUUUGACUGAAGCUCAGGUCGCUUCCUUCCAUGAGAAUGGCUAUCUCGUUAUUCCUGAAUGUUUGAGUCAAGAUGACAUUGACGCUGUCUUGAAAGAGACCAAUCAGUUACUGAAUGAUUUCUCUCUCGAGUCUCAUCCUCUCACCCAAUUCACCACCGGCGAUGACGAGCAAUCCGACCACGUGGGAGAUGAAUACUUUCUAGAAUCCGGUGACAAAAUCCGCUUCUUUUUCGAGCCUGAAGCUUUCACUUCCGAGCCCGAUCCUUUAACGGGCCGCCCUGCGCUUUUGAAACCGAAGCAUCUCGCCAUCAACAAGGUCGGCCAUUCUUUGCACUCAUUGUCGCCUCCAUUCAAGGCGAUCUCGCUCAAUGAGAAGAAUGCCGCCAUUGCGAAGUCUCUUGGCUUUAUUGACCCCCGCGUGCUUCAGAGCAUGGUCAUCUGCAAGCAGCCCUCAAUAGGUGGAGCUGUUCCAUCGCAUCGCGACUCCGAAUUCCUGUACACCAACCCGCCAUCUGCUGUCGGAUGGUGGUAUGCUUUGCAGGAUUCCGGGCCGGGUAAUGCCACCCUGGGCAUGUGGAAAGGCUCCCACAAGGGCUGCAAGGGAGGCCACAUCGCGCGUCGAUUUGUGAGAAAGGCCGACAACAAGGGGACCGAAUUCAUCGCAAAUGAUGGUCCCUCAUUGCCCAAAGGCAUGGAAGAGGAAAAAGUUGAUGAACCCACUGAUGAUGACCUGGAGAUUCUCACCGUCAAAGCUGGAUCUCUGGUCCUCAUUCACGGCAACGUGCUUCACAAGAGUGAGAAGAACACCAGCCCGCGCAGUCGGUAUGCGUACACCUUCCACGUCAUCGAAGGUGCGGAGGGCUGGGAUUACGACAAGAGAAACUGGCUGCAGCCCCCCGCGGGCGGAUUCUCCAAGUUGAAUCAAGCUUGA
Messenger RNA from Penicillium diatomitis, 939 nucleotides. RefSeq names its product phytanoyl-CoA dioxygenase family protein. The transcript has a single exon. The record is from RefSeq and is a predicted model, not a curated record. Lineage: Eukaryota; Fungi; Ascomycota; Eurotiomycetes; Eurotiales; Aspergillaceae. The coding region runs from base 1 to 939 and encodes 312 amino acids.